GAUUUAAAUUGAAGCGAACGUUUGAAGCGUGCAGAAGCAAAGGCAAAAAUCUCGCCGAAAGUCGAGAAGUGGAAAUAACAACAAGAAGAUUUAUAAAAACAAUACUAAAAAAGAGCAAGAACAAUUACAAGUGAAAAGUGUAACAAAAGAACAUUCACAAUGCAAACAAAUACUAGUGCACAAAGUGUGAGCCUCGCUCUUGGGCUGCUCCUGUUGCUGAUGCUUUGCCUGAUCAGCUCCAGUACUGGCUACGCCAUUGGCCAGUCCAAGUUUGGCAAAAUCGAAAAGUUCCCCUACCAAGUGAUGCUCAUCGGCAAGCAGCUGUGGCGCAAACGCAUUCUCUGUGGCGGCACACUCCUGGACAAGCGUUGGGUUCUCACUGCCGGCCAUUGCACGAUGGGCGUCACCCACUACGAUGUGUAUUUGGGCACACGCAGCGUCGAGGACACCGAACAGUUGGGCGGUCUCGUCUUGCGCUCCAAUAAAUUCAUUGUGCACGAACGUUUCAAUCCCGAGACGGCGGCAAAUGACAUUGCGCUGGUUAAACUGCCGCACGAUGUGCAGUUCACAUCACGUAUACGACCCGCCACCUUGCCAAGCAACGCCCAGCGAUUGGAUCAGUUUACGGGCAAGAGUGUGGUGGCCAGCGGUUGGGGUGCCACCGUCGAGAUGACCAGCUCCGAUGCCAUGCAAUACACCGAACUCAAGGUGAUCUCUAAUGCGGAAUGCGAUGAGGAAUACGAUGUGGUCACAGCUGGCGUGCUUUGCGCCAAGGGAUUGAAGGAGGAGACAGUCUGCACCGGUGACUCGGGUGGUCCACUUGUCCUUAAAGGCACCCAAAUGCUGGUGGGCAUCACGAGCUUUGGCCCAGCCGAUGGUGAGGCGGGAGGCGGAUGCGAUCGCACCACAGUUCCCGGCGGAUUCACGCGGGUCACUUACUAUCUGGACUGGAUCGAGAGCAAAAUUGGUGGCCAGUCACACCUGCAGACGCACAACAGUCAGCAACAUCAACAUCAUAAGUAUCGGGAUGACAAUCUUAUUUAGAUAAUCUUUAGAGAGAUGUUAUGGCUUUGUGAUCUGAAACUCUGACUGAAUCGUUUAGCUUUAUUUUUGAUUUACUUAUACUUUUGAUAUAUCAAAAUCAGAUUUUGAUCGUGUGAUAUUUGUGAAUACUCGUCUCAGUUUAGCUAAUUUCCAAAUUGCAAUCAUCAUGAAUUUGUUUCUAGUUGAUAACUAUUUAAAUAUCUAUUAUUUAUUCUAAUUGUAAGACAACAAAAGCUGAAGCUUGUAAGAGCGAAAAGAAAGCAAGUUGAAAUGAAAAAAACAAGAAACAACAAAAAAACCAAGAGUUGAAAGCACAUUUCAAACAACAAUAAUAACAAACAAACAAAUAACAAAAAACCAGCCCGAU
Molecule: messenger RNA, 1411 nt
Organism: Drosophila nasuta
Lineage: Eukaryota; Metazoa; Arthropoda; Insecta; Diptera; Drosophilidae
Product: brachyurin
Exons: 1
Coding region: 160-1044 (294 amino acids)
Biological process (GO): proteolysis
Molecular function (GO): serine-type endopeptidase activity
Source: RefSeq, a predicted model, not a curated record